CGCCCUGCGGCUGGCCGUACCGCGAGCCCUGCAGCACGACGGGGGCGGGGCCUCGGCCGUAAAGCAGCGCCCGGAAGCACUUGGGUCUGAGCGGCCCCGCGCCCUUGCAGGUUGUCGGGCGCGCGGGUCAUGGCCGGCCCGGUGCGGGGCGGUGGGGUCCGGGCCCUGGGCCUGCUACGGGCCCUGCCCCGUGUGAGCCUGGCCAACCUGCAGCCGAACCCGGGCUCCAGGAAACCGGAAAGACGACCAAGAGGUCGGAGAAGAGGUCGAAAAUGUGGCAGAGGCCACAAGGGAGAACGGCAGAGAGGAACUCUGCCCCGACUGGGCUUUGAGGGAGGCCAGACCCCGUUUUACCUUCGAAUCCCAAAAUACGGGUUUAAUGAAGGACACAGCUUCAGACGCCAGUAUCAGCCUUUGAGUCUCAGUAGACUGCAGUAUCUUAUUGAUUUGGGUCGAGUUGAUCCUACACAACCUAUUGACUUAACCCAGCUUGUCAAUGGAAGAGGUGUGACCGUCCAGCCAUCUAAAAGGGAUUAUGGCGUCCAGCUGGUGGAGGAGGGCGCUGACACCUUUAAGGCGAAGGUUAACAUUGAAGUGCAGCUGGCCUCGGAGCUCGCCAUCGCUGCAAUUGAGAAGAACGGAGGCGUGGUCACCACCGCCUUCUACGACCCCAGGAGCCUGGAAAUCCUGUGCAAACCUAUUCCAUUCUUUCUCCGAGGACAACCGAUUCCAAAGCGCAUGCUCCCCCCCGAGGCGCUGGUGCCCUACUACACUGACGCGAAGAACCGCGGCUACUUGGCGGACCCUGCCGGGUUUCCCGAAGCAAGACUUGAGCUCGCCAAGAAGUACGGUUACGUUUUACCUGAUAUCACCAAAGAUGAACUCUUCAGAAUGCUCAGUGCUCGAAAGGAUCCAAGGCAGAUUUUCUUCGGUCUUGCUCCUGGCUGGGUGGUGAGCGUGGCAGACAGGAAGCUCCUCAAGCCCACAGAUGAGGAUCUGCUCCAGUACCACAGCUCCUGAGCCCGCGUGGCGGGGCGUGGGGGCGCGGCGGGGCGGGCCCCUCGGCGGGUGCUGCUGUUCUCUGCGGCAGCGUGCAUCUUCCUCUGUUUCAUCUAAAUUGAAAUAAAAAUGCAGUAAGCAAGCACUGCAUAGAGGAGCUGGAUCUGUGUGCGUCCUCAGAGGCACAGGCUCCCUGGCUCUCUGUCCAAGGACGCGUGUAACUCUCAGAAAAUUUCCAGUCGAGUUCUUCAUCGUCUUUUCCUCCAGGUCUUGUCUCAUCAUUGCUGCAGGUCCGAGGGAACGAGCGGGGCGGGGGGUGGGGCGGCGCUGCUGGGGCGAGGUCAGAGGCCGCUGAUGAGCUGGUGAGCCUCUUAGUAGCCGCAAGGAAGCUCUGCUCCCCAGGGUCCAGACAGUAAGCCUUCAACUCGGGACCAUUCAGAGGUGGGAUGUGGGUUUAAGGUUCAAGACUGGUGAAGAGCUUGUAAGUAGUUCGGUAUCUGCUAGCAAAAUAGAGACAAAAAUUCCAAGCAAAUUCAGUUUCUCAACUCUGGUGAGUCGACAAAAACGAUCAAGCCAUCAGCGAGGAAGGCAGAUGUUCUAAUUCUGACGGAUGUGAUUUGACCUUGGAAACCUUUGUCUUUCAGUCCUUGUAAAUGAUUUUGAAAAAAUGUUCAAUGAUCAUAUAAGCCAUAAAAACAGUUGGUCAUGUGAAAACUAAACCUGAUUAACAUGAAAGGCUCAGCAGUCAGUAAGCUCAUUAGCUUUGUGAGGAUCUGUUGUGGCCAGACCGUACGAAAGCUUAAUUUGUCUCGAUGCAGUUGAAUCUUGAAUAAUUCAUGAUAAUUCUUCUACAGUAGAAAUAAAGUAAUUGCUGUCUGUUUAUUAAAAUAAAAAAAUUAAAAACCUGA
Camelus dromedarius (Arabian camel) is the source of this 1907-nucleotide messenger RNA. RefSeq names its product mitochondrial ribosomal protein L15 (gene MRPL15). The transcript is spliced from 5 exons. Gene Ontology annotation, molecular function: structural constituent of ribosome. The coding region runs from base 130 to 1020 and encodes 296 amino acids. NCBI's taxonomy places the organism in Eukaryota, Metazoa, Chordata, Mammalia, Artiodactyla, Camelidae. The record is from RefSeq and is a predicted model, not a curated record. Gene Ontology annotation, cellular component: mitochondrial large ribosomal subunit. Gene Ontology annotation, biological process: translation.